Molecule: messenger RNA, 1545 nt
Organism: Hordeum vulgare subsp. vulgare (domesticated barley)
Lineage: Eukaryota; Viridiplantae; Streptophyta; Magnoliopsida; Poales; Poaceae
Exons: 10
Coding region: 93-1451 (452 amino acids)
Source: RefSeq, a predicted model, not a curated record
AGACGGAACAGCAGUCCCGUACUACUGAAGUCUCUCGUGUCGUCUCUGUGUAUCUGGGUGUGAGGGACAACCGGAGAAGACGAGCGCCAGAGAUGAUAAGGGCGGCGUCUCCACGGCCUCCGUCCGCCGUGCAGCUACGCAGCUGCGGCCGCGCAGCCGCCUCCUCCUCCUCCGCGCGCCCCUUCAGGACCAGGGGGAGCGAUGGUAGAGUCGCGGCGACAAGUGGGAGGAGGAGGAGGAGCACCAUCUCCUGUGUCGCGUCUGACGACAGGGAGGGGCCCCGCGGCGCAGCGCCUCCGUCUCCGGCUCCGGCUCCCACGGCUCCUUCCGACGGAUCGAUACAGCUCUAUUCCCAGAUCGAGAAGGUGAUCACGGAGGCGGCGAAGCAGUCCAACCAGGGCUGGAGCUCCACCGGAGAUUGGACGGAAAUCGAGGGGGCGUGGGUGUUGAGGCCCAAGUCCUCGGAGCCCGCGUUUGUCGUUCAUUUCAUUGGUGGGAUUUUCGUCGGGGCCGCGCCGCAGGUCACGUACCGCUACUUCCUCGAGCGUCUCGCAGACAAGGGAGCUUUGGUUAUUGCAACACCAUAUGCUAGUGGCUUUGAUCAUUUCUUCAUCGCAGAUCAAGUUCAGUUUAAGUUUGACAGGUGCUUGAGAAACUUGGUAGAACCUGUAAAUGACCUUCCCACAUUUGGUGUUGGACACUCAUUGGGAUCAGUCAUCCAUCUUCUGAUUGGAUCAAGAUAUGCUGUGCAGCGAAGUGGAAACAUACUGAUGUCAUUCAAUAACAAGGAAGCAAGCCUGGCGAUUCCAUUAUUUUCACCUGUCAUCGUUCCCAUGGCACAGAGUUUUGGCCCAAUAUUAUCCCAGCUGACAUCAUCUCCAACAAUUCGUUUUGGGGCUGAAGCGGCUAUUAAGCAAAUUGAGAAUCUAGGCCCUCCUGUUGUUAAGCAGCUUCUUCCCUUAAUUCAACAACUUCCUCCACUGUAUAUGGACUUAGUAAAGGGCCGAGAAGACUUCAUUCCAAAACCAGAGGAGACACGCCGGCUAAUAAAAUCCUACUACGGAAUAUCUCGAAAUCUCCUUAUAAAGUUCGAAGAUGAUCAAAUUGAUGAAACCUCCAUCAUUGCACAAGUACUAAGCUCUGAAUCUGCCAUUAGCUCACUGCUUGAUAUGUCGAUUCGUUCACUUCCUGGGGAUCAUGGCCUUCCAUUACAACAGGUACUUCCUGACGUUCCACCAGGAAUGGCUGAUGCAGUGAGCCGUGGAGGUGAACUCCUGGCAAAUCUUACAACAGGCACACCAUGGGAGGCUGUUGCUAAGGAGGUAGGUACCACUUUUGGCACCGACUCUGGCGUUCUGCGAACACAGGUCCCUGAGGAUGUCAAUGCACUUGUGGAUGUAAUUGCUUCAUGGGUAGCUUCAAACUCUGGCCCAAAACUACUUCGUUCAUGACUACCCACAAUGCUUGGGGAUGUAAAUAAUAGUGUAGAACCACGAGGUUUACUGACCACUGAGGAAUUAUGAGUAAUGGAAAUUUUGGAUUGCA